CUUUUUACAAUAAACUAAACUGACCUUUAAUACUCAGCAUUCAUUCUUUGUAAUAUUCUCAAUUUUCCUUUAUUCUUUAAUUGUUUCUUUCUUCUGCCAUACGUGUUUUAUAAAUGAUUCAUAGAUAUAUGAUCCAUUUAAAAUUUAAAUUCUGAAACCGUGAAACAGCAACUUCAAAAUAUAUUCAGGAAAUUCAUCAUGUUUGGCCUCUUUUUAUCUCUGCUAAGCUGGAUCGGCAUUAGCCCAGUGCCAUUAGCUUCCUACUUGAUUGGUACGACAGAGCCAGCAUUAAAACUUUUAAUUUCUAUCUUAUUAGGAUAUCCUUUAGGUAUUAUAUAUAACAAGCAUGUGAAAGAGUACAAAGAAUACAGAAAUCUUUACUUCAUUGUUACUGGUCUGGAUAUAGCCUUAUACAAUUUUGGUUUAUCAUUCUACCACAAUGUGAUACCAGCUGUUGUUAUUUAUUUAAGUACAAAAAUAUUAGGACCUGGUAAGCACAAUGCAAUUAUAACAUUUAUUUUCAAUAUGACAUAUCUUUUGGUUGGAUAUGUAGUAACAGAAUCAGAAGAUUAUGAUAUAACUUGGACAAUGCCUCAUUGUGUCCUGACUUUAAAGUUAAUAGCACUCUCGUUUGAUCUAUGGGAUGGAAAAAAAAUGUUAAAGGGAGAGAAACUUUCUGAUAAUAAUAAGAAAACUGCCCUGGAAUCUACUCCUGGGUUUCUGGAAUUGAUUGGGUUCAUUUAUUUCCCGUCAUGUUUCCUUGUGGGCCCAAUAUUUUCAUUUAGGCGAUACCUUGACUUUGUAUCUGAUAAAUUUCCUGUUGAGAAAGAAGCUCAAGUUUUGGAAGAUCAAGCUAUGAAGAGACUCAUCCAGGGCUUAAGCUAUUUAGUGGCUUUUCAAGUUGGAAUAUCAGUAUUUAGUAUGAAAUAUAUGCUUUCUGAUGAGUUUUGGGAGACGUCAAUUAUAUACCGUCACUUUUAUAGUGGUUUAUGGGCACAUUUUGCUCUAUACAAAUACAUAGCAUGCUGGUUGCUGACAGAAGCUUCAUGUAUCCGUUUUGGAUUGUCUUAUAAUGGGACUAAGAAGACAGAGAUGGGAGAAGUGUCACAGUGGGAUGGUUGUAACAAUAUUAAACUUAUGAGGUUCGAAGGUGCAACUAAAUUUCAACACUACAUAGACAGCUUCAAUUGUAACACAAAUCACUUUGCAGCUGAGUACAUCUACAAGCGUCUCAAGUUCUUGGGUAAUAGAAAUCUCAGUCAAUUUUUCACUCUGUUUUUCCUAGCUAUCUGGCAUGGUACUCGCUCAGGUUACUAUGUGACUUUUUUCAAUGAGUUUAUUAUAAUAUAUAUGGAAAAAGAAUUGGAAAGCAUACUAUCAAAAACUGAGAUUUACAAUAAACUCUGGGCAUCUCCUGCUAAAUACUUGCUCUAUGUCUUACUAAAAUCUUAUACUAUAGUUUUUAUGGGAUGGAGCUUGAUUCCAUUUGAUGUAAAAGUAUUUUCAAAGUGGUUGCGAGUAUAUGCUAGUUUAUAUUUCUCUGGUUUCUUGCUCUUCUUGCCAUGGGCAUUUAUUUAUAAACCUGCUUUAAUAAAAACGGUAAAAAUUCUAUCUCCAAAAUCACAAUAAAGCAAAAAAAUUGUUUAUUUAUUAUGUUUGUUUAUAGAAGAAAUCAGUAUAAGCAUCUUUUGAGCAUAGGGUGUUGUUAGUUCUAGAAGCUAUGUGGACUAAGUCUUUAUACUUCUUUUAAAUGAAAUAAAAAUUUAUAUGAGGGAAACAAAAUUAGGUUGUGUAUUAUAAUUAUUUUACUGCAUCAUUUGUAGUGAAAUGUAUACGUUUAGAUAUUUAUAAAAUAUGCAAGAUUUGAAUAUUCAUUUUUAAUAAACACAUUUUUCUUCUAAGUUAUAUUUGUGCAUCAGAAACACAAAUUUUAUUUAUUUUAUAAAAUAGUUUUAACUCAAUUCUGUAGAUCGUGUUGUUGUAUUAAUCCUGCAAGUUUAUUGUAACCACAUACAACAUAGAAGUGCAACAAAUAAUAAGUAUUUAAAUAAUAUUGCAAUUAUUAGAGCUGGUGAUAGCAACAGUAAUUAAUAGACUAUGACUGAUACACCAAAAAAUUUAUAAAGCAUAAUGUAAAGAAAUAUUUACAUUUUGUAGUUAAUCAAUGCUUGGGUCAAUCAAGUAGCCUUAAGAUAGAAUAAUAGAUGAAUAAGAUUUUAUAUGACAAUGGUUAACUAUUUUUAUAUUUUAGUUAUUAUAGUUUUGUCACAAUUACUUCAAUUUGGUUGCUCUUAUGACAAUGCUUAAACAUUGGUUUACCUAUGUGGAACAUUAUUUUCUAACAUUUAUAAGAAACAACUAUGUUGAUACUUCAGGUCAAGACUAGUCGAAGAGUUCAAGUUUUGUUGAUGUAAAUUAUUCAUUUAAAAUUUUAACUAUUACCUAUAUUGUAAUGUAAUGUAGCUCUGUAGUGGUAUAUAUGUCAAUAGGUUGAUAGGUUAUGUUUUCCUUUUGAAAGGGUGAGUUUCUUUUGAGGACACCUGUUCUAGCUCUUUCAUGAAUGAAUGUGAUGACAAAAUGUUGUCUCAUAAUGAAUCACACAAUAUAUGUAGCAUUAUUCAUAACCUUUUUGGCUCAAGUAAAACGUAAAAAAAGUGAUCCUACCUGCAUACUUUUAUUAUUAUAAAAAAUUAAAUAUAUUAUUGCUACUACAUGACAAUAAAUUAAUAAUGAAAUAUUCUAAAUUUGUGUAUAAAUUAAUAAUCAAAUUAGGCUUUAAUUAAGAUUAUGAUAAAAUUUAAUUAAUUUUGGCUAAAAUUUAAUAAUAAUAUAUUGGAUAAAGCCACCUUAUAACGUGUGCUUAUUGUGAAUUAAUGCAAAAUAAUUCAAUUGAAGACCCACUGGUUUUGAUCAGAAUGAAUAUCAAACAAUAGAUAAUGACAUUAUAUUAUAUAUAUAGAUAUGGUAUCUUUUAAUUCAUGUUUUUGUGACACUAUUCAUAUUAAUACUUUUCUAGAAUAAUGUCAAUGGAUUUUUUUUAUGGUUUAUUGUUGUAAGGUUUAUUUUCUGAGUAUAUGCCUAUGUUUGUUUCUUUUUUGAUAAAUUUUGCGCAUGCCCUUUGCCUAAAAGAUAAGAUGUCUUAUUUAUUUCUUAGCAUUAGCCUGAAUAAAUGUUAUUUGUUAUUAUAUAUUUUAUAUUUGAUACCAAAACAAGAGGUCACACCAGAAGUAUAUUUAUUUAAGUAGUGAAGUAUAAUAGUAUUUUUUGCAUGAUUUAACAAAUACAAUUUUUUUAACACUAGCAUGGUUUUAGUCUCUUUUAAAUUUUAUUAUGAAAUUAGGUUAUUCGGGGAUUUUAAUUAGGGUUUUUGAUGUAAGAUAGGAUUUCAUAUGAUAUGUUUUCAUGCAAAGUUUACUUACGCAAAACUAAUUUCAGAAACCUGCAGUUUUGUGUGACGCUUUAGUUAUAAAUGAAUAAUGUAAGGGGUGGAAUAUUGCAGGUUAGAAAUUCUUUAGUUCAAAUUUUAAUUUUGAUAGUUGUCCAAUGAUUAAGACUGGACAGUAGAUUACGUAAUUGAAAUUAGUCUAUUAUAUUAAAUGCUAAAAAUAUAAUUUUUUACUUGAGAAAUUAAAAGGACUUAGGAACAUUCCUUACCAUCGCAAACCACUUUAUUUACUACGGUGUUUCUACUCUGUAAGAAAUCAAAUCUGUGAAUUUGUUAAAAUUAUGUUUUUAAUGGAUGAAUAAAUACAAAGAAAACACA
Molecule: messenger RNA, 3763 nt
Organism: Nymphalis io (European peacock)
Lineage: Eukaryota; Metazoa; Arthropoda; Insecta; Lepidoptera; Nymphalidae
Gene: nes
Product: lysophospholipid acyltransferase 5
Exons: 4
Coding region: 199-1629 (476 amino acids)
Biological process (GO): phosphatidylcholine biosynthetic process; lipid modification
Cellular component (GO): membrane
Molecular function (GO): lysophospholipid acyltransferase activity; 1-acylglycerophosphocholine O-acyltransferase activity
Source: RefSeq, a predicted model, not a curated record